This is a messenger RNA of Penicillium paradoxum, 4062 nucleotides long. RefSeq lists its product as uncharacterized. Bases 1 to 4062 code for a protein of 1353 amino acids. Gene Ontology annotation, molecular function: palmitoyltransferase activity. The record is from RefSeq and is a predicted model, not a curated record. Gene Ontology annotation, cellular component: cytosol. The transcript has 7 exons. NCBI's taxonomy places the organism in Eukaryota, Fungi, Ascomycota, Eurotiomycetes, Eurotiales, Aspergillaceae.
AUGGGGGCUCUCAGAACCGUCGGUUUGGUGAUCCUGGCGAUCUCGGUAUUCACGUUUGUUGCGUUAUUUGGCAGGCUGCCGGCUUUCCGGAAAACUCCCGUUGCAUUCUUUCAUCGGGUACUGUGGGUGUACUUUCCUAAUGGGAUUGCUGUUGUCGACAAUCACUUGUUCGGCGGGAGAGUAGUACGAUGCUGGAAUCGAUCUGGCAGUUAUAUUUUGAAGGAAAAUCAUCCGUUCGUGCUCAUCUUCUUUGUCUCCUUGCUGGCCAUUGGAGAAGCUGUAUUUGUCCCGGCCGCAUGGCCUCGACUAUCAAGCUUGCAUCAAUUCUGGGUACUAGUGGCUAUUAUACUGCCAUAUUUCCUACUCUUUAAGUGUGUGAUGACGAAGUCAUUUAUCACACCGGAGAAUCACGGGGAAGAGAUGAGACGAUACCCCUACGACCGAGUUCUUUUUCACCCAGGUCACCGUUGUAGCACGUGUGAUUUCCUCAAGCCAGCACGCAGCAAGCAUUGCAGCUUCUGCCAGGCGUGUGUCUCUCGGCAUGAUCAUCACUGUGUGUGGUUGAUGAAUUGCGUUGGGGCCAACAACUGCGUGUACUUCAUCUCGCUUUUGAUCUCGCUCUCUGGUAUGUUGGUUUACGGCAACUAUCUAGGGCAUUCCCUACUUUAUGACCUCCUGAAGCAACGGGUCCCGUUGGAGAUACAGGAGUCCAUGCAGGGCUGGACAGCUUGGAUCAACACAUGGAGCGCUGUGAUCGCUGCUCAUCCUAGAAUAGGGACAGUCUUCUUGCUGAUGCUUAUGACUGCGCCGCUGGCAAUUUCUUUCAUGGUGUACCAUGCUUACCUUAUCUGGGCUGGAAUGACGACGAACGAGACCGCCAAAUGGUCUGAUUGGAAGGAGGAUGUGGAAGAUGGCUUUGUCUUCAAGACUAGACAGAGUCUCAUAUUUGACGGCCCAAUUCCUAUUGAUCCCUAUGAUCAACUGUGGCCUGUACGUACUGAUCAAAUUCUUGUCACUGAUGAGAAUCCUCCGACUGAGGGAUGUCUGUUGUCAUCCAAUUCCAAUUGCAUCGCUCGUCGCCCUGGAAGCGACCUGCCACCUGACCCUCGGUGGAAGCGGCUGCACAGCAUGAGGGAUAUCGACAACAUCUACGACCUAGGCUUAUGGUAUAAUCUUCGGGACGUGAUAGGACUAUCUGUCCGUCGAUCGAAGGACAUAUCCAAGAAACGCGAGGAUGUUGAUUUGGGCUUGGUUUCUCUUUGCACCAUGGCAGAACCAAAGCCAUUAUGCACACCAGCCGAGCUUAUGCUCAAGGUGAUCCUUGCAGGUACCUUGAGCCAUUACGAAGUUCGGGGCAUGAUCGAUGACAAACGCCUGGAGCACAUGCUUGCCGCUGGAAAGCAGAUCCUGUACAAGACACACCAGGAGAGCGAUGUUCGUCAUAAUCUCGGCAUGUCGUCGGAUAUCUGGCAAGGUCUCACCAACGUCCUCACAAAAGCGAUCCCAGUCCUCGAGUCCCAAUCCUUCGCCUGGAAAAGCCCCGCAGCAUCCUAUGAACACUCCUCCGCCAAUUUGAUCGCAUACAAUUAUUUCUCAUUGGUCAAGGAUAUCGAGCGCCUCAAUGACUUGUGUACGAUUGCCCGCAAUCUUCUGGCUACAACCAAGAAGGCGCAAAACCUUGCGGCGGAAACAGGUUUCGAUCAAAGAAUUCUAGCACUUAUCGACACUUGCGUUCGGGUCACAGCUCGGGGAUUUGAUGGCGAGCAAAAUGCGCGAAACGAGGAGCGAUGGCAGAAGGUUGUCAACCUCUACAAGCGCCUGUUGAUUACGUGCCUGCAGUACCUCCACAACUUCAUCAUGCACAACGAACAUCGCAAGAUGGUGCUUUGGUUGGAUCUGUUUGGUUACCAUUCGACUGCUGAUACGAACAUCAUCAAGCCGAAGGAGCCCUUGGACGAUGCCAGCUCACGAGAAGGAGUGGCGCCUAUCGUGCAAGUCGGAGAGCGUGUCAUCAACCCCCCGAUCCGCGCGCUCUACGACCAAACUGCGGAAGAUCUACUUCUCGAAACAAUUGCCAAAUUCCCGCGGGAGCCGGCAACUAUCAAGGAAGAGGCUGCUAUGCUGCUUCUGGCUAACAUCAAGGAUCACAUGGAGAAGAUCCUUGGGCGAGAUCUCAGUGAGAUUCAGGAGAUGGGUAGAGACCCAGAACAGGUCCAGGAAAUCCGUACUGCUUUGACCAAGAUCCUUGGAGCCAAGGUUGAUGGUUGGUCUGAUCUUCAGGGCCGGGCUCGUGAGGUCCCAGCUGUGCUUCCGGAAGAACAGCAUGAGGAGCACGAAGAUCAACAGGACGAAGCGCAUGUCAGCCACGAUGAGCACGAACAGGAAGAGGAAGAAGAACACGAGGUGGCCAAGAAGAAGACCAUUUUGACUAUCGACCGCAGUCUCACGGCUGGCUUCCCUCGCCUUUGCUGGGCUGAUUUGCCCGAAAUUAAUGACUUCGGUGCUGUGGAUGGCCCUGUUACGGACGAAGAUACAAGCAUGCCCCGCUCGGCUCAGUCGGCCGCCGAAACUCUCCAGGAGGCCAAGGACGAACUUAUGGCUCGACUUCAAGAGCCAUCGCACAUUGAUGGCGACGAAGAUCACGAUUAUGAUCACGGAGACGCACACACAGUCGGCGACGAUGACUCACGCAGCCUAGAGGCCAUGGCCGACGGAAGUGUUGAUGGAGAUGGGGAGGAUGAUGUGGAUGAUGAUGGAGUUGACGGGGACGCCGAUGACGAUGAAGAAGAGGAUGAUGAAUAUCGUGGCCGUCCUGGUGAUCAGCAGCGGGGCCUUCUAACAGACAUUCCUCUGGUCCUCGGACCCGCCGAAAUCGAAGCACUGCCAAUGAUUGUUCAAGCCGGUAUUGUCGACAGCUUUGGUCUCAAAGGUGGCGAGCGGAACGGAUCUAGGAACAUGCAAGCUCUUCGUUGCCACAUUCUGCUCACGCAGGAGACAGGACGCAAUUUGCUUCGUGAACUAUUGAUAUUCAUUGCGGCGUGGGAUCUUCCCGACGAUGAGCUCUACUUCAAGAUGAUGGUUCAGAUUAUGGAGGCCGUCCUCAAGAACGGCCUUAUGUCUCAUGCCUACUCGGACUUUGGACAGCCUAAGGACAUCAUUUCUCCAGCACAGGCUGUGGUGAUCAAGAUUCUUACCCACAUCUUCCGCGCCAAGUACUCCCCUGCUUCAGUGACGGGCUCCGCCCAACCCAACAUUCCCCGUAGCCCAAGCUCACUCAACCGAGUCGAUAUCCUCACCGUCCGAUACAUCUUCACCAUCUUCCGCGGCAACAUCAUCCCCGAGACUUGUGCUCUGAUCUACCUCCAAGGCCAAAUUCGGGCCGAGCGGGCUCUCUCGGAGGACUUCCCCCUAAAUCUGUGGGACAUGGAACGGGUGUACGAGGGUGUUUACCAGUUCUUGGAGUUCUUCGCCGUGUUGACCGAGAACAAUGACUGGAAGAACCUACUAGUCAAAUGGGAGAUUGUCUACGACCUCGUGACAUUGAUCAAGGAGCUGGAAGCAAGCAUCCCCAAGGGCCAACUGAGCCAAUUAUCCUUCGCCCCCGUUGCUGUCGAGCGUCCCUACGACCCCACCGACGCCGACCCCAUCGACACCGGUGCCGGCAGCGUCGACUCCCGUCCCGAAUCCCCACCUAUCACCGAGGAUCCCUCGGAAUUCGAAUGGCGCAAUCUCAAGAAACUGGUUGUACUCGUCCUAUCCUCGCUCGUCUGGAAAUGCCCCGAUGUACAAGAGCAGAUCCGUCGCUAUGGCGGUGUCGAGGCGAUUCUCUGCUGCACUGCUUUCGACGCGCACAAUCCAUACAUCAAGGAACAUGCCGUGAUGUGUCUUAAGUUCCUGCUAGAGGGUAACCGCGAAAACCAGCGUCUUGUUGAGGAACUCGAAGCUCGCGAGGUCGUCAGUAAUGACGGCGGUGUGCUGGAGAGGAGUGGCUAUGAAGCGAUGAUCAACCAGGCCGGCAAGUUGGCCAUUCGGUCCAAGGCUCGGGCUGAGGAAAUCUUAUGA